Messenger RNA from Loxodonta africana (African savanna elephant), 2393 nucleotides. It is a transcript of the gene BAG1, whose product is annotated as BAG cochaperone 1. Gene Ontology annotation, cellular component: membrane; nucleus; cytoplasm. Gene Ontology annotation, biological process: protein stabilization. Bases 125 to 838 code for a protein of 237 amino acids. The transcript has 8 exons. Gene Ontology annotation, molecular function: adenyl-nucleotide exchange factor activity; protein-folding chaperone binding. NCBI's taxonomy places the organism in Eukaryota, Metazoa, Chordata, Mammalia, Proboscidea, Elephantidae. The record is from RefSeq and is a predicted model, not a curated record.
UCAGCGUCCGUCCGCCCCGAGCAAGGCCAGCGGACAUGACCGACCCACCAGGGGCCCCGCCCCCGGCGCUCGCAGGCCGCGGGUGAAGAAGAAAACACCACCCCACACAGCCCGGAGCGAGGACAUGGCCCAGAGGGAGGAAGUGGUCCCGAGCAAGGAGAUGGCCCGGAGCGAGGAGAUGACCCGGAGUGAGGCGGUAGCCCAGAGCGAGGAAAUGGCGGCGACCAGGCUCAACUUGACCGUCACCCACAACAAUGAGAAGCACGACCUUUAUGUUACCCCACAGCAGGGCACUAGUGAACCAACUGUCCAAGACCUGGCCCAGCUUGUUGAAGAGGCUACAGGGGUUCCACUGCCUUUUCAGAAACUCAUAUUUAAGGGAAAAUCCCUGAAGGAAAUGGAACAGCCAUUGUCAGUACUUGGAAUACAAAAUGGUUGCCGGGUCAUGUUAAUUGGAAAAAAGAACAGUCCAGAGGAAGAGGUUGAAUUAAAGAAGUUGAAAGACUUAGAGAAAGCUGUGGAGAAGAUAGCUAACCAACUGGAAGAGUUGAGUAAAGAUUUUGCUGGAAUCCAGCAGGGUUUUCUGGCCAAGGAUUUGCAAGCUGAAGCUCUCUGCAAACUUGAUAGGAGAGUAAAAGCAACAACUGAACAGUUUAUGAAGAUCUUAGAGGAGAUAGACACACUGAUUCUGCCAGAAAAUUUCAGAGACAGUAGACAGAAAAGGAAGGGCUUGGUGACAAAGGUUCAGGCGUUCCUGGCUGAGUGUGACACAGUGGAGCAGAACAUAGGCCAGGAGACCGAACGGCUGCAGUCCACAAACUUGGCCCUGGCAGACUGAGGAUUCUAAAAAUCCCAGGUUGGUUGGAUCCAACAGUGGACUCAAACAUACCAACGGUCACCAAGAUGAUGCAGGAAUGGGCGACAUUUCAUUUUGUUGUACAUGGGGUUGCCAUGAGUCAGAGAUGACAGCAGCUAACAACAGCAACAAUCAUAAACAUGUGAAACGGAAUUUCAUCUAACAACUAUAUCCACCGACUUCAUGUUGAUAUUGAUGUGCAAUUGAGGCUAUACGUUUUUACAAUUCCGCUGAUGUAAUACUACUGAAUAGUUUGUUUUAACAUUAAAAUUAAUACAUUUUUCUUAUAAUCUAUUUCAGGGGAAUGAUUCCUAACAUGAACUGAUGGAAAAAAAAAAUUCUUGACAUAAGGUUUCAUCUGAUUUUUAAAAUUUUUAUUGUGUUUUAGGUGAAAGUUUACAGUACAAAUUAGGUUUUCAUUACAGUACAAAUUAGGUUUUCAUUCAAGGUAGCGUGUAAUUUGCGGGAAAAAAUCUGCUAGUGAUGUGAAUUAUUGAAACUCAGUGCUAUUUGAUGUUAUAUAUCAAAGACAAGACUGGAGGGGUAGCCUAGGGCAAGUUCUUCUCAAAAUUUAAAAAGCAUAGAGAAAAACUUGGGGAUCUUGUUAAAAUGUAGAGUAAGCUUCAGAAGGUCUGGGGUGGGGCCUGAGAUUCUGCAUUUCUAACAAGCUGCCGGUGAUGUUGUUUACCCUGGACCAUGCUUUGAGUAGAAGGAACCUGGGAGACCUGCCCAAGUGCAGAGAAGAAAAUGAGAGAGGAGAAAGCUAAGCUGAGAGCAGAGAGGAGAGAAUUUCUAAAAAUGGGAAACAAGAAGCUAUUUAAGGUAUUUAAAGGGUUAUAUCUUAUAUGGAAACCCUGGUGGCAUAGUGGUUAAGAGCUAUGGCUGCUAACCAAAAGGUUGGCAGUUCAAAUCCACCAGGCACUCCUUGGAAACCCUAUAGGCUGGUUCUACUCUGCCCUAUAGGGUCACUAUGAGUCGGAGUCGACUCAAGGGCAACAGAUUUUGGUUUUUAUCUUAAAGCAAGUUUGUAACCUAAUAAAUGCGAGAAACUGUGUAUAUAUUUGUCAUGGGUUGAAUUAUGUUCCCCCAAAAAUGUGUGUAUCAUCUUGGUUAGGCCAUGAUUCCCAGUAGUCUGUGAUUGUCCUCCAUUUUGUGAUUGUAAUUUUAUGUUAAAAGGAUUAGGUGGGAUUGUAACACCACCCCAUUACCCAGGUCACCUCCCUGAUCCAAGGUCAAGGGAGUUUCCCUGGGUUGUGGCCUGCACCACCUUUUAUCCCAAGAGAUAAAAGGAAAGGGAAGCAAGCAGAGAGUUGGAGACCUCAUACCACCAAGAAAGCAGCACCAGGAGCAGAGCACGUCCUUUGGACCUGGGGUCCCUGCGCCUGAGAAACUCCUUGACCAUGGGAAGAUUGAGGACAAGGACCUUCUUCCAGAGCUGACAGAGAGAGAGCCUUCCCCUGGAGCUGAUGCCUUGAGUUUGGACUUUUAGCCUACUUUACCGUGAGGAAAUAAAUUUCUCUUUGUUAAAGCCAUCCAC